Plectropomus leopardus (leopard coralgrouper) is the source of this 1305-nucleotide messenger RNA. The record is from RefSeq and is a predicted model, not a curated record. Lineage: Eukaryota; Metazoa; Chordata; Actinopteri; Perciformes; Serranidae.
AUGGGACAAGCUCCUGAACUCGACCAUAACGCCUCCCUGUGGCUCCGCCCCUGCCUGAACGCCUCCUGUCAGCCUGCGGUUGGAGUGGCGUGUCCCUACAGCACGGCUCAGCUGGUCCUCAUCGCCAUGGUAACCGUCUCCCUCAGCGUCGUCACCGUCCUCGGCAACACGCUGGUGAUCCUGUCCAUCAAAGUGAACCGCCGCCUCCGGACCAUCAACAACUACUUCCUGUUGAGCCUGGCGGCGGCGGACCUGAUUAUCGGCCUGCUGUCCAUGAACCUGUACACGCUGUACCUGCUGCGGGGCCGCUGGCCCCUGGGGGCCGCCGUCUGCGACAUUUGGCUGGUGGUGGACUACGUGGUUAGCGGCGCCUCCGUCAUGAACCUGCUCAUCAUCAGUUUGGAUCGUUACUUCUGCAUGACGCAGCCGCUCAGCUACCCGGCGCGGCGGACGGGCGGGAUGGCCGGUCUGAUGAUUGGCGCCGCCUGGCUGCUGUCCUUCGUCCUCUGGGCCCCUGCCAUCCUCUGCUGGCAGACAGACGGGGGACGACGCGUCAUUCCCGAUGGGAAGUGUUACACUCAUCUCCUCGCCAGCCCCGCCGUGACUUUGGGGACGACGCUUCCUUCUUUUUACCUGCCGGCACUCGUCAUGGUCGGCCUUUACAGCCGCCUGUCCACCGCCAGCCGCAGCCGACUGAGCGCCAUCCAGAUUGAGCCGGGCGCGCUCAGGACAUCCAGUCCGUCCAUCAAAGACUUCCUGUUGAAGCGGCGCAGCUGGGUGGCGAGCGACCCGGGCUCUGACCUGUCUCUGAACCAAUCAGAGUCCAGCACUCCGAAGCCCAGAGGGAGCCGCAAAGUUUCCAGAAGUCCCGGUGACACGUCAGAGCCUCAGCAGUGCCGCCCUCGCGCCGCCGGACGCCAUGCCAUGGACGAAGACUACAACAAGAUCGACACCGACUCCUCGUCCACGGCCGACCUGCACGGGACGGCCUCUGCGAUCUUCUCCUGUCCCAGCGUCAAGUCUCAGGAGAGAUGGAGGCGCAGGGUGAUGGCGAGGGAGAGGAGGGUCACCAAAACCAUCCUGGCCAUCCUGCUGGCCUUCAUCUUCACCUGGACGCCGUACAACGUCAUGGCGGUGGUCGCCGCCUUCUGUCACGUGUGCAUCCCCGAGGUCCUGUGGACGACGGGCUACUGGCUCUGCUACGUCAACAGCGCCAUCAACCCGGGCUGCUACGCGCUCUGCAACGUCACCUUCAGGAAGACCUUCUGCAGCCUGUUACGCUGCCGCGGCAGGAAGCUGCCGUGA